Erythranthe guttata (spotted monkey flower) is the source of this 4574-nucleotide messenger RNA. Its product is annotated as erythroid differentiation factor-like protein. NCBI's taxonomy places the organism in Eukaryota, Viridiplantae, Streptophyta, Magnoliopsida, Lamiales, Phrymaceae. Gene Ontology annotation, biological process: positive regulation of DNA-templated transcription. The record is from RefSeq and is a predicted model, not a curated record.
GUAUUUUACACAUUCCAGAAGUCUCAGAGUGUUCGAGAAGAAAACCCGAAAACUUCCGUUGAAGAAGAAAUUUAAAGUUAAUCAUUCAUCAUCGUCACCAUCAUCGCUACCUGAGAAAGAGAUAAACCCUAGCUCGCGCAAUUUAGUAACCGGCUGUUUCAGCGAUAAAUGGAGAAACAAGGCUCCGACCCGCGGGAACUACAAUGCGUGGGGAGACUUGAAAUCGCCCGGCCCAAGCCCGCCGGCUUCCUCUGCGGAUCCAUACCGAUAACCACCAAUGAAGCUUUUCGUGAUUUGGCCUCCGCCGCGCUGGUUCCAUCUCCCAAUAAUACGGUAAGAGCUCCAAGGUAUCGAAUGAUUCCAACAGAAACGGAUUUGAACGCGCUACCAUUACUCUCAAGUAUUCCAGACAAAGUGAUACCAAUUCCAGCUUCACAAUCAAGGAUAAACGGGGAUUCACCCUGCCAAGGUGCCCCUAUCUUGUCAAGUCUUGUGAGAAAGGGAGAAUCUCUUGCUGUAUCUGGUUUAGUAGACUAUGGAGAUGAUAUAGAUGUAAUUGCUCCGGCUGAUAUUUUAAAACAAAUAUUUAAGAUUCCAUACUCCAAGGCUCGAGUGUCAGUUGCAGUCCAUCGUGUUGGCCAGACACUUAUCCUGAAUAGUGGGCCUGAUACUGAAGAGGGAGAAAAACUGAUUCGAAGACAAAAACGUCCGCCAAAAUCUGUAGAUCAGUCCUUGUUUCUGAAUUUUGCUAUGCAUUCUGUAAGGAUGGAGGCUUGUGAUUGCCCACCAAGUCACAAUACUUCACCAAAUGAACAAUUUGAAUACAUGUCAAGUGAAGGGUCACCUGAAUCCUUAGACCAUCCAAGGCAAGGGCAGGCGUCGUUUAGGCAGCAUGAAGGCAUUGUUCAAAGGGAAGGAUAUGCCCAUCAUCAAGAGUCGAUGGCUGAAGAAGAAAAUCUAUUGUGGAGGAAGAAGAAAAAUAAGAGACAUAAAAAUCGUGAAGGUGUAAAGGAGGUCUCAGAAGUUGAAGAAAAGUCAAGGGGCCCGGUUCAAGAGUCUGAAAAGUACAGGAGAAGUGGUGAUGAUGAUUUCUUAAGGGUCUUGUUUUGGCAGUUUCACCAUUUUCGUAUGCUCCUGGGUAGUGACUUACUCAUCUUUAGCAAUGAAAAAUAUGUUGCCGUGAGCUUGCACUUGUGGGAUGUCUCACGUAAGGUCACCCCAUUGACCUGGCUUGAAGCUUGGUUAGACAACUAUAUGGCUAGCAUUCCGGAAUUGGCCAUAUGCUAUCAUCAGGAUGGCGUUGUUCAAGGUUAUGAGCUUCUAAAAACUGAUGAUAUUUUUCUCCUGAAGGGCAUAUCAGAUGAUGGAACUCCUGCUUUUCAUCCCCAUGUUGUCCAACAAAAUGGUCUUUCAGUUUUGAGGUUCCUUGAAGAGAACUGCAAGCAAGACCCUGGUGCUUACUGGCUAUAUAAAAGUGCUGGGGAAGAUGCCAUCCAACUGUUUGACCUUUCCAUCAUUCCCAAAAACCAAACUCCAGAUAACUGUCAUGAUAGUUCUGAUUCUUUGCCAUCUCUGAUUUACAGAGGGAGAAGUGAUUCAAUGCUCUCCCUGGGCACUCUACUGUACCGUAUAGCACAUAGGCUUUCUUUCUCUAUGUCUUCAAAUAACAGGGCAAGGUGUGCAAGGUUUAUUCAACAAUGUCUCAGUUUCCUGGAUGAGCCUGAUCAUCUUGUUGUUCGAGCUCUUGCUCAUGAACAGUUUGCGAGGCUCCUAUUGACAAACAAUGAAGAGUUAAACUUGACACCUUCGGUGCUUCCGGUGGAGUCAGAAGUGAUCAUAUCUGAUGCCGAAGACGAGUCCUUUGAUUUUAUAAAUGGUUUAUCUGCAUCAAGUAUUCAAGAUAUUGUCUAUCCCCCUGUUACCGCAGUCGAACAACUUGAAGAUGAAGGAUUUCGGCAACACUAUGCACAAGAAAAUUCUGCUGAGAUGUCAGUUUCCCAAAACAUAUCUUCAGCUGCGGCAGUGGCUAAAGAGAAUGUUUCAACUCUUGAUGAGAAUGACUUUGUAGUCUCUAAUUUGCCGGAAAGUUCAUCUGAUGUAGUUCAAACUGUUGCUGAUCCACUGUCCUCUAAGCUCGCUGCAAUACAUCAUGUCUCUCAAGCCAUCAAGUCUCUCAGAUGGACACGUCAACUGCAUACUACCAGGCCAGAGCCGAACCUUGAAAGUGAAAUUCGGAAUGAUCAACCUUCAUCGAUGGAUUUCUCGGUGUGUGCCUGUGGAGACUCAGACUGUAUUGAAGUUUGUGACAUUCGUGAGUGGCUUCCAAAAUCAAAAAUAGAUGAUAAAUUAUGGAAGCUUGUCCUAUUGCUUGGAGAAUCUUAUUUGGCCCUUGGCGAAGCUUAUAAGGAUGAUGGUCAGCUCUAUCAGGCAUUGAAGGUUGUAAAAUUGGCCUGCUUGGUCUAUGGAUCAAUGCCUCAAGACGCAAGAUUCAUUUCUUCCAUGGUUUGCAACUCGUUUUCGCAUGGGGAAGUCAAAAAUAGAAGUGAAAAUGCAAAGUCUUCCGUAGGUGAUGAUGUUUUUCCUUUUGAUGGCUUGGCUUCUAAUUACAUAUUCUGGGCCAAAGCUUGGACUCUAGUCGGGGAUGUGUUUGUUGAGUUCUAUUUGACAAAGGGUCCUGAGGUCUUAGGGCGAAGAGGAAGGAAAGGAUCUGCCAAGGACUUGAAAAUGUCGUCUGAAGUACUAAAGGAGGUGGUAAGGUUGAAGAAGAAGAUGGGUCAGUUUAACAAGAACUGCAGUUCGUGCUCAUUAAUAAAUUGCAGCUGCCGGAGUGACAGGGCCAGCAGUGGCAGCAGUGCUAGCAGCAGUGCCAGAGAUUCUUACUCAUCAAGUUAUGGCAGAAAACAGAGUAGAAAAUCAUAUGGCAGAAACAGUCUCCACAAGGAUGAUCAACACACGAAGCAACACAAGAGUGACAAUAUAAAUGAAACUGGUAAGAUUUCAGACGCAAUGCAUGAAAUGAAAUUGGGAGCUGAUCGUUCUAAAGAGACAGAUGGUACAAGGUAUAAUACAGAAGAGACUCCUUCGGAAACUACUUCCAAAGGUAAAACUGCAGCUAAAAGUGGUGGUAUAUUUAAAUACUUGAGCGGUUCUGUAGCUGGUGAUGCGGAUUAUAAUCUUUCUGCUGCCCUUAGCUGUUAUGAAGAAGCCCAAAAGGCCAUGGGUGGACUUCCUUCUACUUCAGCAGAACUACAAUCUGUAUUAAAAAAGAAAGGAUGGGCGUGCAAUGAACUUGGAAGAAAUAGGCUGGAAAUGAAAGAGUUGGGCAAAGCCGAAACUGCUUUUGCCAAGGCGAUCGAUGCAUUUAGACAAGUAGAGGACCACACCAAUGUCAUUUUGAUCAACUGUAACUUUGCCCAUGGACGACGUGCAUUAGCCGAAGAUAUGGUUUCACAGAUCGACAAUCUGAAAAAACACUCCAUGUUCCAAACUGCAUAUACACGGGCACUCGAGACUGCCAAACUACAGUACAGCGAAGCGCUAAGGUACUAUGGAGCUGCAAAAACGGAGCUGAAUGCUCUUUUCGAAAAAGCAGGUCCAGGUCCUGUAUCCACCAGUUUGAAGAAUGAAGUGUACACGCAAUUUGGACAUACGUACCUUAAACUUGGUAUGCUACUAGCAAGAGAAAAUACCUCCGCUGAGGUUUAUGAAAACGGCGUUUUGAAGGAUUGCUCUAUUUCUACACCCACACAAACUCGGAUCGAACACAGAAAGCAUGAAAUAUCAGCAAACGAUGCGAUUCGUGAGGCUUUGGCUGUUUACGAGUCGCUGGGUGAGCUUCGCAGGCAAGAGGUUGCGUAUGCUUAUUUUCAACUUGCUUCCUACCAAAGGGAUUGUUGUUUGAGGUUUUUGGAAUCGGAUCAAAAGAAGAACAAUUCGGCUAAAGGUGAAAACGGUGUGGGCCAAAAGGUGAAGCAAUACGCUUCCUUGGCUGAGAGGAACUGGCAAAAGUCCAUUGAUUUCUACGGGCCAAAAACCCACCCUGUUAUGUACUUGACUAUUCUUAUGGAUAGAUCAGCUUUGUCGUUCAGCCUCUCAAGUUACCUUCACUCCAGUUCGAUGCUUGAAUCAGCCCUGAAUCGCCUUCUCGAAGGACGCAAUGUGUCUGAAAAUAAAUUGCUGAGUGACGAAAAUUCCGAGAUUUGCGUGAAAUUUUGGAGUAAGCUACAAAUGCUCUUGAAGAGUAUGGUGGCUGCAUCACGUUCGACGAAAGCAAACAAAAAUCCCGUAAACACACAGCAAAGUCCUACAAGUAAAUCUGCUGAUGCUAAAAGGCUGUCUGAGCUGUACAAGAUCUCUCUGAAGUCAUCAGAUUUCAGUGAGUUGCAUACAAUGUACAACUUGUGGACAGCAUAAAACUAUAAUUGGUUCUACUGUGACUGGUAAUAUCUGUAAGUAAUUGUAUUAUUUUAUUUAUGGAUAAUUUGUUGUGAAUAAAAGUUUGUUAAUGAUCAGGGAUAUAACGGUCUCUUUGGAUGUGACAUUAUUUAAAUUGCUCCCACGAUUUCUCCAGAAAA